CGAUAUUUUGGUCUUUCUUCGUUGCUAGACGUGAUGAGAUCUGUUAUAUUUUUAAUAAAACUAUCGGGAAGUUCAAUAAUCGAGCCAUUUUGAACGUACUCAGCACCUAUAAGUGGGAAAAACUUGUUCGCCCAUUUUCAAACCUUUCUGUAAACUUUGAAGAGUUUUUGCCCUCCAGUAGAGUAAGGACGUUUCCUCUUUUGCGCGACACACAUUUGAUUUCGGAAGACGUAGAACCGUCCUGUUUUCUGGACUAUAAAUAACCAAUGUAUUGUUUCCUUCACCGCGGUAAAACCAUUUUGAAAACAAGAAAAUUUCUUCCAUACUAAUUCUCUCCAAUUUUCUAAAGAAAAAAAGCUCUAAAGGAAUAAAAUGACUAAUAAUUUUGAAAUUGAGGAGUUUAAAAAUUAUAAGUAACUUACAUGACGUUCUGCCGUACAUAUCACUGCUGUCUAGUAGUUGUGCGGUUGCUGAAAAUCCAACAUGGUGGCCAAGAAGAAAGAAAGUAUUGGCAAAAAACGAAAAAAAGAUUUAAUAAAUCCGCGAUCAGUGCGAAACGAAGAGUAUUUAACUAUAGAGAAUGUUACAAAAGCUGGUGGAAAUCAGAUUUUGAUGUCCUCAAAAACGUUGAUGAUGAUGAAGAUGUCGUUGUGGGUGAAGAAGAAUCUGAUCACACACCUGAAGUAGAGAAAAAUGAGGUACAAAGCCUUAUUAAAGAACUUGGUCUCAGUGAAACUAUUUUUGACAAAGAAGAGUCGGAUGAGAAGGAAAUCAUGCCGAAUAGUGAACCACUAACCAAACAAAGCAGAAAAGACAAAAAGGCCAAAAGGAAGACAUGCAAUGUCAAGACAACUGUCCAGAAAAGUAAAGAUGACUGUCUUUACCCAACAUUUCAAAGCCGACUGCUAUUUCCACCUGUUGGACGAUGGUAUGAAGAGGAUUUAGCUAGAUCGGCUUUUACAAAAAAUCAAUCUGAAAAAUUUCAAAGAACUUUUGUGGAGACGUUGAAAAAAACUGCUGAAACAUUAUUGGACAAUGAGUCAGCACUUUACAAAACAGAACAUGAACGAAGAAAACCAUCGGAUGUUGAAUGGUUGAAAACUAUUGCUAAUUCUGGAACACUUGGAGAUAAAAUUGCUGCAUUGGCUUUACAAAUUCAGGAAUCUCCAUUACACCACAUUAGGACACUCGAUGUUUUACUUGGUAUGGCAAGUAAAAAAGGAAGGAGAGAAUCUAUCUUGGCAAUUGACACUCUGAAGGAUUUGUGGCUGAUAAACCUGCUGCCCGAUGAUAGAAAACUAAAAAAUUCUCUGAGGUGACUUUUCGCUCUUAUUCCUGUGAAAGAAAACCGAGCAAAUAUAGAGGCCUGGAACAAGAAAUUGAUCUUGUGGUAUUUUGAAGACCAAUUAAAACAGCGAUACGAAUCAUUUGUUUGCGGACUUCAGCGAUUGUUGCACGAUAACGUUGAAAAUGUGCGUAAUAAAGUCGUUGGAGUUGUUUACGAAUUACUUUGUGAAAAACCAGAACAGGAGAAGACUUUGUUAAUGUAUCUGGUGAACAAAAUUGGUGAUCCUAAUCGUAAGAUUGCAUCAAAAGCCAGUCAUUUACUUGGAUGCUUGGUGCAAAAGCAUCCGAACAUGAAGAAAGUUGUAAGCCAAGAAGUCGAGCGUUUGCUUUAUCGACCUAAUGUGGGUUUGAAGGCACAAUAUUACGCCGUGUGUUUCUUAAAUCAACUAAUACUGUCAAAGAAAGAGAGUCCUUUAGCCAGUAGCUUGGUGUCUGUAUAUUUCAGCUUAUUCAAGGCUUUUGUGGAUAAGGGACAAGUUGAGACUAAAAUGUUGAGCGCUCUUCUCUCAGGCGUAAACCGAGCCUUUUAUUAUGUUCAAGACGAUGAUGACCAAUUUAGUGAACAAGUCAACAUGCUUUUCAGGAUCGUCCAUGUCACUCCAUUAAAUACGAGCGUUCAGGCCCUUAUGUUGCUGUUUCAAGUAAUGGAUUCCAGACAGUCAAUAUCUGAUCGUUUCUACCAAGCACUUUAUGCAAAACUUCUUGAUCCACAUCUUAGAAGCUCCUCAAAACAGGCGAUGUUUCUCAACAUUAUUUAUAAAUCGUUGAAGAUUGAUACUUCAUUAAAACGCAUAAAGGCUUAUGUGAAACGCCUUCUUCAAGUUUCUUUAACUCAACCACCAACAUUUGUCUGUGGUGUAUUGUACCUACUGUCUGAGGUUGGAAAAAUUAAACCUGGAAUGAAAACGUUGAUAACCCAACCAGAGGAAUCUGAUGACGAGGAACAUUUUAUCGAUAUUAGUGAUCCAACAGAAUCCCCAGAUGCGCCUUUAUCUUCUCGUGAUGACGUCACUAAGGAAAGAAAAGAUGUUACUCAUGUGACAUCAUCGCAAGGACAUGUGUUCGUUAGCGAUUCCCGUACACGUGGUUAUCAAGCUAACACGCGAAAUCCUCUCUAUAGUGGUGCUGAGAACUCAUGUUCAUGGGAAUUGAUGAAGUUAUCCGAACAUUAUCAUCCUUCUGUUAGACGUUUUGCUCAACACUUACUACAGGAUGAAAACAUUUCCUACGAUGGUGAUCCACUGUCAGAUUUCACGUUGAUUAGGUUUCUCGAUAGGUUUGUUUACAAGAAUCCGAAAAAGAAAUCUCAAGAUCAUGGUGGUUCGUUGAUGCAGCCAAAACAUGUUUCACAAAGGCAGUUUGAACAACCUGUGAACACUGCUGCGUUUUUGAACAAAAAAGAAGAAAAUAUUCGUGAAGAUGAAAUAUUUUUCUACAGAUAUUUCAAGGAAAAGGCGAAAGACGAUAAAGGGAAGAAAAACAUGGAAUAUGAGGAGCUAAAUGAAAACGAAGACUUAGAUAUGUUUGGCGGUGAAGAUGUGCAAUUGGAUUUUGUCAGAGAUUUUGCAAAGUCUAAAGUUAACAAACCAAAGAAAAGGAAAGAAGGCUCGGAAUCUGAGGAAGAAAGCAUGGACGGUGAAGAGUUCAACUACGACGACAUGAGUUUUUCUGAAGACGAGGAAAUGGAUGUUUUAAAUGAAGAAGACGAAAAAUACACGGACAAAGAUUAUGAAAAAGUUUUACUGGAAAAUCUUAGCUCGGAUGAAUUCAGUGAAGUGGAAGAUAAACCUACCGCACGAAAGAAGAAACCACGACCAAUGACUUCUGAAGACUCCUCUAUGUUUGCCGAUGCUGAAGAGUUUGCUCAUUUACUCGAAAGUGAAGGAAGUUAUGCUAAAGGCGGAAGUGACGAUGUAGACAUGCGCGGAGUAGAUUGGAAACAACAGCAUUGGGAAAUGAACAGAAUGCAUCAAUAUGCGUCUCCGCGACCAAAAAAAUUCAAAGGAGGACAUAAUCGUGGAAGAUUUUCGAAGAUCGCAGGACAAUCAAGGGGCGUGGAAAGUUUUCAAUCAAUCAAGGUCGAUCAUGGGCAAAGAAAGGCAAAGGAAAGCUAAUAGACCCGUUUAGAAAGAGAAAAUAUGUGAGUAAAACUUAGCAAUCGAUAGUAAAAUAUUGAUAUGUAUAACGUUUUUUCCCGUUGAUCGCUUUACGCAUAACGUAGUUCACUUGAAUAAUGGAGAAAGAAAUAUCUUAACCCAUGGGUGCUAAUCACAUUUAGUAUUUUGAAUUCCACUUUGAAUUCUUUUAUCGUCUUUACAAAAAACUAUAUGGAAAGAUGAUGUUGGCUAAAUAUUUCUGCCAAAUAUGUGACGUAAACAAUACCUCGUGAAUAUAACGUAAAUAAAUAUGACCUAAAUAAAUAUGGCAUAAAUUAUUAUCUACAAAAAAA
Molecule: messenger RNA, 3796 nt
Organism: Xenia sp. Carnegie-2017
Lineage: Eukaryota; Metazoa; Cnidaria; Anthozoa; Malacalcyonacea; Xeniidae
Product: CCAAT/enhancer-binding protein zeta-like
Exons: 35
Cellular component (GO): nucleus
Source: RefSeq, a predicted model, not a curated record